Molecule: messenger RNA, 2195 nt
Organism: Chelonia mydas (Green sea turtle)
Lineage: Eukaryota; Metazoa; Chordata; Testudines; Cheloniidae
Product: vegetative cell wall protein gp1
Exons: 8
Coding region: 102-2108 (668 amino acids)
Source: RefSeq, a predicted model, not a curated record
GGCCGGGCGCAUGGGGCCCCGGGAGGCCGAGGUGCCGGGGGACCAGCGGGCGACCCGCGUCGGGGGGCUGCAGCCUGGCGCUGAGUACAACGUGACGCUGUAUGGGGUGCACCGCGGCCAGCUCUCACCCCCGCUCCGAGCCAGAGUCCGGACAGCACCAUCAGAACCCGCCCCCCAGCCCAGCCUGGGGGAGCUCUCGGCCUCCGGCGUCACCCACGACUCCGCGCUGCUCUCCUGGACCGUCCAGGCCGGGGAAUUCGAGUCCUUCCUCCUCCAGUACAAGGACGCGGAGGGAAAACCCCAGGCGCUGCCUGUGGACGGGGGAUCCCGCACGGUCACCGUCGCCAACCUGGCCCCCUCCCGCCGAUACAAGUUCAACCUCUACGGCAUCUCCGGCCGCAAGCGCCUCGGCCCCGUCUCCACCGACGCCGUCACAGCCGCGGUGCCACGGGAGGAGGAACCCGCCCCCCAGCCCAGCCUGGGGGAGCUCUCGGCCUCCAGUGUCACCCACGACUCCGCCCUGCUCUCCUGGACCGUCCAGUCCGGGGACUUCAACUCCUUCCUCCUCCAGUACAAGGACGCGGAGGGCAACCCCCAGGCGCUGCCCAUGGAUGGGGGAUCUCGCACCGUCACCGUCGCCAACCUGGCCCCUUCCCGCCGAUACAAGUUCAACCUCUACGGCAUCUCCGGCCGCAAGCGCCUCGGCCCCGUCUCCACCGACACCGUCACAGCCGCGGUGCCACGGGAGGAGGAACCCGCCCCCCAGCCCAGCCUGGGGGAGCUCUUGGCCUCCGACAUCACCCACGACUCCGCCCUGCUCUCCUGGACCGUCCAGUCCGGGGACUUCGAUUCCUUCCUCCUCCAGUACAAGGAUGCGGAGGGCAACCCCGAGGCGCUGCCCGUGGACGGGGGAUCCCGCACCGUCACCGUCGCCAACCUGGCCCCCUCCCGCCGAUACAAGUUCAACCUCUACGGCAUCUCCGGCCGCAAGCGCCUCGGCCCCGUCUCCACCGACGCCGUCACAGCCGCGGCGCCGCGGGAGGAGGAACCCGCCUCCGAGCCGAGCCUGGGGGAGCUCUCGGCCUCCGACGUCACCCACGACUCCAUCCUGCUCUCCUGGACCGUCCAGGCCGGGGACUUCGACUCCUUCCUCCUCCAGUACAAGGACGCAGAGGGCAAACCCCAGGCGCUGCCCGUGGACGGGGGAUCUCGCACGGUCACCGUCGCCAACCUGGCCCCCUCCCGCCGAUACAAGUUCAAACUCUACGGCAUCUCCGGCCGCAAGCGCCUCGGCCCCAUCUCCACCGACGCCGUCACAGCCGCGGUGCCGCGGGAGGAGGAACCCACCCCCCAGCCCAGCCUGGGGGAGCUCUCGGCCUCCGACGUCACCCACGACUCCGCCCUGCUCUCCUGGACCGUGGAGGAGGGGACCUUCGACUCCUUCCUCCUCCAGUACAAGGACGCGGAGGGCAAACCCCAGGCGCUGCCCGUGGACGGGGGAUCCCGCACGGUCACCGUCGCCAACCUGGCCCCCUCCCGCCGAUACAAGUUCAACCUCUACGGCAUCUCCGGCCGCAAGCGCCUCGGCCCCGCCUCCACCGACACCGUCACAGCCGCAGCGCCGCGAGAGGAGGAACCCGCCCCCCAGCCCAGCCUGGGGGAGCUCUCGGCCUCCGACGUCACCCAUGACUCCGCCCUGCUCUCCUGGACCGUCCAGGCCGGGGACUUCGACUCCUUCCUCCUCCAGUACAAGGACGCGGAGGGCAACCCCCAGGUGCUGCCCGUGGACGGGGGAUCCCGCACGGUCACUGUCGCCAAGCUGGCCCCCUCCCGCCGAUACAAGUUCAACCUCUACGGCAUCUCCGGCCGCAAGCGCCUCGGCCCCAUCUCCACCGACACCGUCACAGCCACGGCGCCGCGGGAGGAGGAACCCGCCCCCCAGCCCAGCCUGGGGGAGCUCUCGGCCUCCGACGUCACCCACGACUCCGCCCUGCUCUCCUGGACCGUCCAGGCCGGGGACUUCGACUCCUUCCUCCUCCAGUACAAGGACGCGGAGGGCAAACCCCAGGCACUGCCCGUGGAUGGGGGAUCCCGCACAGUCACCGUAACGAACCUGGCCCCCUCCCGCCGAUACAAGUUCAACCUCUACGGCAUCUCCGGCCGCAAGCGCCUCGGCCCCGUCUCCACCGACACCG